UCUCCCUUCCUCCCCACCAUCUCUCACUCCCUCCCUCCUUCUCUCUUUCACUCUCUCUGGCCCAUUUCAAUGGUCUUUAUCCACCAAAAGGAGCUCCGCUUUCCCUCUCCUCCUCCUCCUCCUCCUCUUGCCUCCUCCACCACCAUCUUUGAGAUAAAACACUGGCUUUAGGUUUCCAGCAGCAGCAGUAGAGGGCUGGCGCUGCAGUUGCGCUGGCACAAAUUCAACGUGGGUGCACACAGUGAGUGAGAAAGAAAGAGAGAGAGAGAGAUAGAGGGAGGGAGAGAGAGAGACCCGCCGCAUCUUGUGGAUUUCUUUGCGUCCAAGCCCGUGUACAUGGUUCUCCCUGCCGCUCCUCUGUCACAUCCGCGCCAGGAGUUGAUCGCACUUCUCGGAGAAAAAUGUGGCAUCGCGCAUUAGCGACGGUCCUUGUUUUGGCGAAUUUUCUGGACGACUCGCUGGCUGGCUUUCCAAACCAAAUCAACAUUGGUGGACUGUUCAUGCGCUCCACGGUGCAGGAGCACAGCGCCUUCAGGUUUGCUGUCCAGCUGUACAACACCAACCAGAAUGUGACAGAGAAACCCUUCCACCUCAAUUAUAAUGUUGACAACCUGGAGUCCUCCAACAGUUUCUCUGUCACCCAUGCCUUCUGCUCCCAGUUCUCCCGAGGAGUUUACGCCAUCUUCGGCUUCUACGACAGGAAGUCCAUGAACACGCUGACCUCCUUCUGCGGGGCGCUGCACACCUCCUUCAUUACGCCCAGCUUCCCCAUCGAUGCUGACGUGCAGUUUGUCAUCCAGAUGAGGCCCGGCCUGCGAGGAGCUGUUCUCAGUCUGCUGGACCAUUACAAGUGGGAGAAGUUCGUCUACCUUUACGACACUGACAGAGGUUUUGCAAUCCUCCAGGCCAUCAUGGAGUCGGCUGUAGCCAAUAACUGGCAGGUGACAGCUCGCUCUGUGGGGAACAUCGUGGACCCCACGGAGUACAGACGCAUCAUCGAGGAGAUGGAUCGCCGGCAGGAGAAACGCUUUCUCAUCGAUUGCGAGGUGGACAGGAUCAACGCCAUACUGGAGCAGGUGGUGACCUCGGGAAAAAACACCAGAGGAUACCACUAUAUCCUCGCCAACCUGGGUUUUUCCAACAUGAGCCUGGACAGAGUGUUUUCUGGUGGAGCCAACAUCACAGGCUUCCAGAUCAUCAGCCCAGACAGCCCCAUCGUCCAGCAGUUCCUCCAGCGCUGGGAGCGCCUGGAUGAAAGAGAAUUUCCAGAAGCGAAAAACACUCCACUGAAGUACACAUCAGCUCUGACCCACGAUGCCAUCCUCGUGAUUGCGGAGGCCUUCCGGUAUCUUCGGCGCCAGCGGGUGGACGUGUCUCGCAGGGGGAGUGCAGGCGACUGCCUCGCCAACCCAGCAGUGCCCUGGAGCCAAGGCAUCGACAUAGAGAGAGCUCUCAAAAUGGUCCAAGUACAAGGUAUGACAGGAAACAUCCAGUUUGACACAUUUGGUCGACGAUCUAAUUACACAAUUGAUGUGUACGAGAUGAAGACUGGAGGCCCCAGGAGGAUCGGCUACUGGAAUGAGUACGAAAAAUUUGUAUAUAUAAUGGAUCAGCAGGUCACCAACGAGUCCUCUUCUGUGGAAAACCGAACAAUUGUGGUCACUACUAUUAUGGAAGCUCCAUAUGUGAUGUACAAGAAAAACUAUAUGCAGCUGGAUGGGAAUGACAGAUAUGAAGGCUACUGUGUCGAUUUAGCUUCUGAAAUUGCAAAACAUGUGGGGAUAAAAUAUAAAUUGUCAGUAGUGCCAGAUGGGAAAUACGGAGCCAGAGAUCCAGAGACCAAGACGUGGAACGGGAUGGUGGGUGAACUGGUUUAUGGGAGAGCUGACAUAGCUGUGGCUCCGCUAACUAUAACAUUGGUGCGGGAGGAAGUGAUAGACUUCUCUAAGCCCUUCAUGAGCUUGGGCAUCUCCAUUAUGAUUAAGAAGCCUCAAAAAUCCAAACCUGGGGUGUUCUCCUUCCUGGACCCACUGGCCUAUGAGAUUUGGAUGUGUAUAGUUUUUGCCUAUAUCGGCGUGAGUGUGGUGCUCUUCCUGGUGAGCCGUUUCAGCCCUUACGAGUGGCAUCUGGACGAGAACGAUGAGGCCAAAGACCCUCAGAGCCCUCCUGACCCGCCCAACGACUUUGGGAUUUUUAAUAGCCUGUGGUUCUCCCUGGGUGCCUUCAUGCAGCAAGGAUGCGAUAUCUCACCAAGGUCUUUGUCGGGUCGUAUCGUUGGAGGAGUGUGGUGGUUCUUCACCCUCAUCAUCAUCUCUUCCUACACAGCCAACCUGGCUGCCUUCCUCACCGUGGAGAGGAUGGUCUCUCCAAUCGAGAGCGCCGAGGAUCUAGCCAAACAGACAGAGAUCGCCUAUGGGACGUUAGACUCAGGCUCCACUAAGGAGUUCUUUAGGCGCUCCAAAAUAGCAGUUUAUGAGAAAAUGUGGUCAUACAUGAAAUCCGCUGAACCCUCAGUGUUUGCCAAGACAACACCAGACGGGGUUUCCCGGGUACGAAAGUCGAAGGGCAAGUUUGCCUUUCUUCUCGAAUCCACAAUGAACGAGUACAUAGAGCAACGGAAGCCAUGCGACACCAUGAAAGUGGGCGGCAACCUCGACUCUAAGGGCUAUGGUGUGGCCACACCGAAAGGCUCUGCAUUAAGAAAUGCUGUUAACCUGGCAGUGUUAAAACUGAAUGAGCAAGGCCUCUUGGACAAAUUGAAAAACAAAUGGUGGUACGACAAGGGAGAGUGCGGCAGCGGGGGAGGUGACUCUAAGGACAAGACAAGUGCACUAAGCCUGAGCAACGUGGCAGGAGUCUUCUAUAUUCUGGUGGGAGGGCUUGGCCUGGCUAUGACCGUGGCUUUGAUAGAGUUCUGCUAUAAGUCACGGCAAGAAACCAAAAGACUGAAGCUGGCAAAGAAUGCCCAAAACUUUAAGCCAGCCCCUCCUGCAAACACCCAGAAUUUUGCCACGUACCGUGAAGGCUACAACGUGUACGGAACAGAGAGUGUAAAAAUCUAGAGGGUGAAAUGUGUCUAUUCCCACUGGUGCGUCUGGAUGGAAACUGCCACUCUGUGUGACCCCGACACUCCGAGGUUGGCAUCCUGGAGGCAGCAGCCUUCUUUUGUCAUCAGCUUGGACUCAAGCCUACCAGUCAACAAGUGCUCAUUUUGGGUUAGAAACCCGUCACACUAACAGGGGGCAAUGACGCAACAGGACUUUUGCUUCUGGAAACAUGGGAUUUGCCUCUCGUAGUGCCUUAUGGAGCAUUUCGGCGUCAUGGCAAUGCAAAUAAAAUUUAAUUCACUUGAAAAAAAAACAACUAAAAAUCUGUUGAACUAGGGCAAAACAUUGCUUCAUAUGACAAUUAGAUGAACUGUUGUAAUUUCAGUUGUUUUCUAUUUUGAAGAAGAAGAAAAAAAAGCCAUGAUUUGCAAUCAAAAUCUUGGAGUACCUAUUAAGUCAUUUGAAUCCUUUACAGACAUAUUUUUGUGGUGAAAUCUUAAGUUGGAUAAAUGUUAUAUUUAGUGAAGUAAAGUCAUUUUCUUGUUUUACUAUAAGAAUAUUUUCAGUGUCAGAAUAUAGGACAAGCAUCAGUCACUAGGGUUAAGCAUCGAAUAAAGUGACCACAUUGUACCCCAGUUUUUACUUGGAAAAUAUUGAUAAUAUGAAACUAGUGGUCAUCAGAAGCAGCUUAGGUGGUGUUGUUUUCAAAGCCUGCUGACAUCAUUUACAGCUGACUGUAUUCACUUAGAUGCUUGUUUUCAAUCAACCAUGUGAGACUGCAUUUGUUUCAACUGCCACUAUCUGAAAAGAAGUAAUUUCUUUUUAUUGAAAUGAGGUCCGCUUUAAAUCACUUAGUGCCAUAUUGUUGGAAUCAAAAUAAUUAUAAAUACUUUAGAGACUAGGAAAGUGAGCCCUUUUUAUGUAACAGAAUACUCAAAUGGUUUAACUGAGCUUAUGGUUUACACUUUGUACACACUUAGAAGCUGUUCUCAUGUAAGUGCAGUAUCUGCAGCUGUGAUUCUCGACAUUUUUCGGUAAAUGAUAACACACCAUAGCUUCUUUGGUUGUGAUGAGCUUUCUGUGUCUAUGCAUUAUGCAGAAGGUGAGCUGUACAUUGAGGAAAGAGCAACGAAUGAAACAUUUGUCUGUUUGUAUAAGUGAACUUUUUAUAAACUGGAGGAAAAAAACCUACAAACGCUACAAAACCAUGUGCGCCUACAUUUGUUUAGUAUACCAGACUCUCUCUCAUCCUUUUCUCCCCUGAUGAAGUGCAUGUGAAUUUGGUGAUAGUUUUACCAAACUGCAACUCGAAAUGGGACCCUGGUUUAGUUAAGGGUCCGACAUUGGAUCCAGUUUGGCUUUAGUUUUUCAUUUGUCACAGUACCUCAACCAUGAGAGUUGCAUGUAUGGACACAAUGAACCUCUGUGGAGAGGCCAUGUACAAAGGAUUUUAUUACAUUUCCUUAAUAAAAACAGGUUUAUAUUCA
Acanthochromis polyacanthus (spiny chromis) is the source of this 4534-nucleotide messenger RNA. It is a transcript of the gene gria3a, whose product is annotated as glutamate receptor, ionotropic, AMPA 3a. Gene Ontology annotation, molecular function: AMPA glutamate receptor activity; transmitter-gated monoatomic ion channel activity involved in regulation of postsynaptic membrane potential. The transcript has 16 exons. The record is from RefSeq and is a predicted model, not a curated record. NCBI's taxonomy places the organism in Eukaryota, Metazoa, Chordata, Actinopteri, Pomacentridae. Gene Ontology annotation, biological process: synaptic transmission, glutamatergic; modulation of chemical synaptic transmission; monoatomic ion transport. Bases 402 to 3062 code for a protein of 886 amino acids. Gene Ontology annotation, cellular component: dendritic spine; plasma membrane; AMPA glutamate receptor complex.